Molecule: messenger RNA, 1765 nt
Organism: Cynoglossus semilaevis (tongue sole)
Lineage: Eukaryota; Metazoa; Chordata; Actinopteri; Pleuronectiformes; Cynoglossidae
Product: protein-tyrosine sulfotransferase 1
Exons: 6
Coding region: 493-1527 (344 amino acids)
Biological process (GO): peptidyl-tyrosine sulfation
Cellular component (GO): Golgi apparatus
Molecular function (GO): protein-tyrosine sulfotransferase activity
Source: RefSeq, a predicted model, not a curated record
CUUUUUUUUUUCACUCGCUCGCUCCCUUACUGUAGUAGUCGGUAGAGACAGCUCAAAGUUCAGCUCCGACAGUGGUGCAGUAUUUUGAUGAGUGUUUUUCAGCUACUAAAUGACGCCGAUAUCUCCUUAGACGUGACAUCUGCCCACGGAGCAGCGUUCACGUGACCCACAAACUGCGUCGUUUGUGGUGGAGCUGACGGUCUCUUCAUGUGAAUGUGGAGUUUUCCCACUGACGCUGGGAUGAUGGACAAAAGACGCACUGAGGUUUGGAUUGGAACAGACCCCGGUCCUUCUCUCCUUCCCUGAACCCUGAGGCCUCCCCCGCCCCCUCCACCUCCUGACUACACCCACACAGGCUACCUCCUCAUCUCAGCUGUGUGACUUUUUUCCAUAUCGGCUGAAUUCCCACAGUCCUUUAAUAAAAUCCAAGAUCCCAGGCAGGCGUCCACGUACCUCAUGUCUCGGUGACGGGCCGACAGAAUCCCAGGAACCAUGAGGAGCAGCCGGUCCAGUCUGCUGCUGGGCUGCAUUCUCCUGUGCUCCGCCUCACUGCUCUACCUGGGCAUGAGCGGGACGGGGUGCCCUCCAAAGAGUCAUCGGCACCGGUGGAUGGAACUCAACCUGGGCGCGGCCAAUCAGAGCCUGGCCCUUCCGGAACAGUUCCCCGAAGACACGGCGCUGAUCUUCAUCGGGGGCUUCCCCAGGAGCGGCACCACGCUGAUGCGCGUCAUGCUGGACGCCCACAAUGCGGUACGCUGCGGGGAGGAGACUCGCGUGAUCCCCCGCCUGCUGGCCAUGCGGGCCACCUGGAGUCGCUCCGCGAAGGAGAGGAUACGAUUGGACGAGGCAGGCGUGACAGACCAAGUGUUGGAUUCAGCUGUGCGAGCGUUUUUGUUAGAGGUUAUCGUCGGCCAUGGAGAGCCUGCGCCGCGGCUUUGCAACAAAGACCCGUUUGCUCUGAAGUCUCUGUCGUACCUGGCUAAAAUCUUUCCUAAAGCCAAAUUCGUGCUCAUGCUGAGAGACGGACGAGCGGCCGUCCACUCCAUGAUAUCACGCAAGGUGACCAUCUCUGGCUUCGACCUGACCAGCUACAGAGACUGUCUGACCAAGUGGAGCAGCGCGGUGGAGACCAUGUUCAGCCAGUGUCAGUCGGCGGGCGGGCACCGCUGUCUGCCCGUUCACUACGAGCAACUCGUCCUGCGCCCGGAGGACGAAAUGAGGAAGUUGCUUCAGUUCCUGGACCUGCAGUGGGAUCCGUCGGUGCUGCACCACGAGGAGCUGAUUGGAAAAGCAGGCGGCGUUUCUCUGUCCAAGGUGGAGCGGUCCACAGACCAGGUGAUGAAGCCCGUGAACACAGACGCCCUGUCCACGUGGGUGGGCCACAUUCCCUCUGACGUGUUGAGCGACAUGGCAGAGAUCGCCCCCAUGUUGGCCCGUCUCGGUUACGACCCGUACGCCAACCCACCGAACUACACGAGAUCAGAGACGGAGGCGUCUCCUGUUAACUACCCACACGUGGGAGUCUGAAACGGCCACAUUCCAACCUCCUGUAAGUGGAGGAGACUAGGAAAGUGUGUUUGCCUGGUUCAGUGUUCCAUGACACCGACGGACCAUGAACCCACCGACCAGAUCACUGGUUGUUUUUUCAACAUCGCAUGAAGAGUUUAAAACUCCCUGUGGGAACUGAGCCUCGAGGACCGGAGUGAGGUGAUGUCUGCCGCGGGUUCACAUUCCAGGAGGUUCGAUGACCGGUCUGAGCCAUCGA